AUGGGCUGGCACUUGCUGCUGCCUGGCCUGCUCCUUUCCCUGCCUCUGGUGACAGGCUGGACUACUUCCAAAUGCCUACUGACGGAAGGCUCCCAACUGCCCCUGGUCUCUCGCUACUUCUCGCUCUGCUCCGUCUCCCAGGUGUCCUUCCUUGCCACAUGCCUCUCAGUGACCAACCUGACACAGACCUUGGCAGUUGUGCCUCAGACUAUAGAGGGGCUCUGCCUCAGCGGCUCAGUGUCUUCUCUGCCUCCGGAUGCUUUCUCUGCUUUUCCCAGACUCAAGUUCCUGGGGAUGAAUUUGCAUCUCACCCAACUCCUGCCAGGAGCUCUCCGAGGCUUGGGACAGUUACAGAAACUCUCUUUUGUAGACCAUCCCUUAAAGAAGAAACCCCUCUUUCUACCUCCCGAAGCCUUUGCCGACCUGAUUUCCCUCCAGAGACUCCUUAUCUCGGGCCCCUGUCUGGACAAGAAGGCAGGCAUCCGACUGCCUCGCAGUCUACAAUGGCUCGCUAUCAAGAACAGUUGCCUUCAGGAUGUGGGAGAGCUGGCUGGCAUGUUUCCAGAUCUGGUGCAAGGCUCUUCUUCCAGGGAUCCGUGGACCCUACACAUGUUGGAUUUGUCAUUCAGCCAGGGACUGACGAUGGCUAGUCCUGGGUCCCUCCAGGGUCUCCAGUUGGAGACUCUGAACCUGGACCACACACAUCUGGAGGCAGCGAAGGUGAAGGCCCUGGGACUCCAGAGACUCGACAUCUUGUCUGCGCAGUUCACUGCCAUGGCUGAACUGCCCGCUGAGGCUGUUGCCCACUUCGAGCUGCAGGAGUUGAAUGUGGGAGGUAACAAGAUAAGAAAUAUAUCUCAGGAGGCCCUGGCUUCCUGCCACAGCCUGAAGAUCUUGAAUCUUCCAAGUACUGGCCUGACGAAGCUACCACCGGGGUUUCUGGCUGCCAUGCCUAGACUUCAGAGACUGAACCUGGCAGGAAACCAACUGCAGAGCCCGAUGCUGUGCAUGAAUGAGACCAGAGACAUGUCAGGACUGAUGACUCUGAAUCUGGCAAGCAAUGGGCUGCGUGUCCUGCCUCCAGGCACCUUCUCCUGUCUACCACACUUGCGGGAACUGCUGCUUCAGGACAACGAGCUGCUCUCCCUGGAGGGGCAGCUCUUCCAGAAUCUACAGCAACUAGAGACCUUAAACUUGGAUAAAAACCCCCUGCUUAACCUGGGUAAGAACUGGUUGACUGCUCUGCCUGUGCUGACCACCCUUAGCCUGCUAGACACCCAAAUAUCACUGAGCCCAGACCCUGGUUUCUGGAGAGCAGAGACUCUGCAUACCCUGAAACUGAAGCUUCCCUCUCUCCCUACUCCGGCAGUAUUGUCCCUGCCCAUGUAUCUGACCAGCUUAGAGCUUCAUGCGGCCUCAGGCCUGAAACACUGGAAGCUGUCCCCGAACGUCUUUCCUUUUUUGGAGACCUUAACUAUAAAAGGCAGGGGGCUGAAGCUGGAGGUGCAGAACGCCUCAGAGGUCUUCCCUGCUCUUCGGCAACUUUCCCUGCUCCAGAAUAGCUUGGAGGCCUUCUGCUCCCAAGACACCUCCAACAUUUUCCUCUGGCAGCUCCCAAAGCUUCAGUCCUUAAAGAUCUGGGGUGCUGGAAGCAGUUCCAGACCCUGCCUUAUCACUGGGCUGCCCAGCCUACAGCUGCUGAAGCUGGAGACCCUUCAAUCCAUAACCCAGCCGCGGGCAGUGCAGCUGGAGGAGCUGGUGGGUGAGCUUCCACAGCUCCAGGCGCUACAGCUGUCUGACACAGGGCUCAAGUCACUGUCGGCCUCCGCUUUCCAGCGUCUGGGCAGUCUCCGAGUCUUAGCGCUCUACACUGAGAAGGACUUGGUGCUGCAUGACAGUCUGAGGGAGUAUAGCCCUCGGAUGCCCAAGUACAUUUACAUUCUGCAGUCGCACUUGGCUUGCCAGUGUGCCAACGCAUGGAUGGAGCCAUGGGUUAAGCAGUCCACUAUAACAUACAUCCAAAUACUAGACCCGCAGUUAUGUCCAGCAGAAGCGGGUGAGCCAGCCAAGCAUUCCCUUUUCUCCUUUCUAUGGAACCACUGCCCCCAGACUUUGGAGUUAAAGCUCUUUCUAGCUAGCUCUGCUUUGGUGUUUCUGCUAAUUGCCUUGCCACUCUUCCAAGAAGCCAGGAACUCUUGGCUCCCUUACCUGCAGGCCUUGUUCAGGCUUUGGCUCCAGGGUCAGAGGGGUCAGGGGGAUGAAGGAAAGAGAUUCCUUUUUGACGUCUUCGUGUCCCACUGCAGGCAAGACCAGGGCUGGGUAAUAGAGGAACUUCUGCCUACCCUGGAGGGCUUCCUUCCAGCUGGCCUGGGGCUACGCCUCUGCCUCCCUGAUCGAGACUUUGAGCCUGGUAAGGAUGUAGUUGAUAAUGUGGUAGACAGCAUGGUGAGCAGCCGUGUCGUACUCUGUGUGCUGAGUGGCCAGGCCCUGUGUGACCCUCGCUGCCGCCUGGAGCUCCACUUGGCCACCUCUCUCCUGCUAGCUGCCCCCUUCCCUCCAGUGCUGCUGCUAGCCUUCCUGGAACCCAUUUCCCGACACCAGCUCCCUGGCUACCACAGACUGGCUCGACUGCUCCGGCGAGGAGACUACUGCUUGUGGCCCAAGGAGGACGAAAGAAAGGAUGGUUUUUGGGCUUGGCUGAGGAGCAAGCUGGGGCAACCAGGCUUGGAGUAG
Messenger RNA from Arvicola amphibius (Eurasian water vole), 2733 nucleotides. Its product is annotated as toll-like receptor 12. NCBI's taxonomy places the organism in Eukaryota, Metazoa, Chordata, Mammalia, Rodentia, Cricetidae. The transcript has a single exon. Gene Ontology annotation, biological process: toll-like receptor signaling pathway; inflammatory response; immune response. Gene Ontology annotation, molecular function: transmembrane signaling receptor activity; protein binding. The record is from RefSeq and is a predicted model, not a curated record. Gene Ontology annotation, cellular component: membrane. The coding region runs from base 1 to 2733 and encodes 910 amino acids.